Pipistrellus nathusii (Nathusius's pipistrelle) is the source of this 1623-nucleotide messenger RNA. The record is from the annotation of a GenBank genome assembly. NCBI's taxonomy places the organism in Eukaryota, Metazoa, Chordata, Mammalia, Chiroptera, Vespertilionidae.
AUGUCGUCGGCUGGGGACAGUGGAGAUGCAGCACCUGCAAAACAAAACGAAGAAAAGACCUACAAAAAGACUGCAUCCUCUGCCAUCAAAGGUGCUAUCCAACUGGGAAUAGGAUACACAGUGGGGAAUCUCACUUCCAAACCAGACCGAGAUGUCCUCAUGCAAGACUUCUACGUGGUGGAAAGUGUGUUCCUGCCCAGUGAAGGGAGCAAUCUGACCCCAGCACAUCACUACCCAGACUUCAGAUUUAAGACAUAUGCUCCACUAGCAUUCCGAUAUUUCAGAGAGCUUUUUGGCAUCAAGCCUGAUGAUUACUUGUAUUCCCUCUGCAAUGAACCGCUGAUAGAGCUGUCCAACCCUGGAGCCAGUGGGUCCUUGUUUUUUGUGACCAGUGACGAUGAAUUUAUUAUCAAAACAGUUCAGCAUAAAGAGGCAGAGUUCCUUCAGAAGCUGCUGCCAGGCUAUUACAUGAAUUUAAACCAGAAUCCAAGGACUCUUUUGCCAAAAUUUUAUGGACUGUAUUGCAUGCAAUCAGGGGGCAUUAACAUCAGAAUCGUGGUGAUGAACAAUGUCUUGCCGCGCGCCAUGAGAAUGCACUUUACAUACGACUUGAAAGGCUCAACCUACAAGCGAAGGGCAUCCCGAAAAGAGAGAGAAAAGUCCAACCCCACCUUCAAGGACUUAGAUUUCCUACAAGACAUGCACGAAGGGUUGUAUUUUGAUAUGGAGACAUACAAUGCGCUCAUGAAAACUCUUCAGAGAGACUGUCGGGUGCUGGAAAGCUUCAAGAUCAUGGACUAUAGCCUUUUGCUGGGAAUCCACAUCUUAGACCAUUGCCUCAAAGAAAAAGAAGAGGACACGGCACAAAAUGCGCCAGAUGCGAAGCGGCCUGGGAUGCAGAAGGUUCUCUACUCCACAGCAAUGGAAUCCAUCCAAGGUCCAGGGAAAUCAGGGGACGGGAUCAUCGCAGAGAACCCGGACACAAUGGGAGGGAUUCCAGCCAAAAGCCAUAGGGGUGAAAAACUGCUUUUAUUUAUGGGCAUUAUUGACAUUCUGCAAUCAUAUAGGCUAAUGAAGAAGUUAGAACAUUCCUGGAAAGCGCUUGUUUAUGAUGGGGACACUGUUUCCGUUCACAGACCAAGCUUUUAUGCAGACAGAUUUCUAAAGUUUAUGAAUUCCCGAGUUUUCAAGAAAAUUCAAGCUCUGAAGGCCUCACCUUCUAAAAAACGGUGCAAUUCCAUCGUCGCCCUGAAGGCGACAUCGCAGGAGAUUGUGUCCUCCAUGAGCCAAGAAUGGAAAGAGGAGAAGCGGGAUUUGCUGACAGAAGGGCAGAGUUUCAGCAGCUUAGAUGAAGAAGCGCUGGGAUCCCGGCACAGGCCAGACCUGGUGCCCAGCACACCAUCCCUGUUUGAAGCUGCUUCCUUGACGACCACCAUCUCAUCUUCUUCCUUAUAUGUCAAUGAACAAUAUCCACACGACAGGACGACGCUAUAUUCAAACAGUAAAGGGUUACCUUCCAGUUCAACAUUUACCUCGGAAGAGGGGACCAUCUACUUGACUUCUGAGCCAAAUGCUCUGGAAACGCAGGACGAUAAUGCCUCCGUGCUGGAUGUUUAUUUAUAA